GUUCGUCGCAUACCUAAGUCUUCACCAUCCAUCACUGUUGCAAAUCGUUAAUCGCUCCAACUACGACACAAUACACUUAUUUAACCAACAAUCCGAAUACUUCAAAUCUAAGCCCAGACCAUCCCAGAUCAUCCUAGACCAUCCCAGACCAAUACCGCCAAAAUGCCGAAAGCAGAAUUUGGAUCGACGAAAUACCUGAACAAUAAGAUGAAAUCGAAGGGAUUACAGCGACUUCGAUGGUACUGCCAAAUAUGCGAAAAGCAAUGCAGGGACGCCAAUGCGUUCAAGAUGCACACACAAAGCGAAUCCCACACGAGGAAGAUGCUGCUAGUUGGCGAGGAUGCGAAGAAGUAUAUCGACGACUUUAGCAACCAGUUCAUCAAGGACUUCUUGCAGCUACUACGAACCUCCCACGGAGAGAAGCAAGUGCAGAUCAACCACUUUUACCAGAACUACAUCGCCAACAAAGAGCAUGUCCACAUGAAUGCUACCAAAUGGCACUCUCUUACCGACUUCGCAAAGCACCUAGGAAGGGAAGGAAUUUGCAGAGUCGAGGAGAAUGAUAAGGGAAUCCAUAUCGCAUGGAUAGAUGACUCCCCGGAUGCCUUACGCCGAAAAGAAGCGGUGCGGAGGAAAGAGAUGCAAGAUAAAGGAGACGAAGAGCGCGAACACAUGUUAAUCAAGGAACAAAUCAAGCGCGCGAAGAGGGAAGCGGGUGAGCAAAACGAGGACGAGGCCGACAAUUCGGAAGGCAAAGAACUCAAGAGACAGGAAGGAGACAAGAUCAAGCUCUCCUUUGGCGCCAAGCCCGCUACUCAACCGGCACCAAUAUCCUCUCCGGAUAAAUCUACCCCGGAGACAUCUGCGUCGCCACCAAAAGACCCAGAGAAGAAGGAGGAGUCAACAGCUACGCAAGAACAACCUUCCACGACCCAGAAACCUGCUUCUGCUCCCAUUUCGCUUAAAAUAGCAGCGAAGCCUCAACCCAAGAACGUCUUCGCGGCAGCGAAAAAGAACGCGCUUGCAGGGGCGCCGAAGAAAGCGCCGGCUUUCGGAGAACCGAAGAAGAUGAGCGAAGCUGAGCGCAUUAUGAAGGAGGAGAUUGAGCGGAAGAGGGCUCGGGAGAGUUCGGGUAGGGAUGGGUUUUCUAAUAAGCGCCAGAGAAAUUAAAACAUGGUGGUUUUUUGAGGGGGGGUCUUCAGGUUUUUUAAGCAGCAUUGCGACAGGCGUUGAGAGGUAUACCAUCGGUUGAGGUUUAAUAAGGGCAUGUAAAACGUUUGCAUGGGCGCUUAUGGCGACUAUUCAAGAGAAUAAUAGUCUUGCCAACUGAUAUAUUUGGCCGAUCAUAUUAGAAUUUAGAAUGCCUAACCUAAGGACUGGAGAGCAGUCCCAGUCUUUUACAUACAUAGGUAACCUAGGUAAACAAACAAAUACAAUAAUAUAUUUUCUCC
Daldinia decipiens is the source of this 1451-nucleotide messenger RNA. RefSeq names its product domain of Kin17 curved DNA-binding protein-domain-containing protein. The transcript has a single exon. The record is from RefSeq and is a predicted model, not a curated record. Gene Ontology annotation, biological process: DNA replication; DNA damage response. Gene Ontology annotation, cellular component: nucleus. Lineage: Eukaryota; Fungi; Ascomycota; Sordariomycetes; Xylariales; Hypoxylaceae. The coding region runs from base 163 to 1170 and encodes 335 amino acids. Gene Ontology annotation, molecular function: double-stranded DNA binding.